Messenger RNA from Humulus lupulus (European hop), 1236 nucleotides. Its product is annotated as FAD synthetase 2, chloroplastic-like. Gene Ontology annotation, molecular function: protein C-terminal S-isoprenylcysteine carboxyl O-methyltransferase activity; FMN adenylyltransferase activity. Gene Ontology annotation, biological process: C-terminal protein methylation; riboflavin biosynthetic process. The transcript is spliced from 5 exons. Lineage: Eukaryota; Viridiplantae; Streptophyta; Magnoliopsida; Rosales; Cannabaceae. The record is from RefSeq and is a predicted model, not a curated record. Gene Ontology annotation, cellular component: endoplasmic reticulum. The coding region runs from base 33 to 1220 and encodes 395 amino acids.
UUGAAUAUGAUGUGGCCGAAAGUACCACACAUAUGCCUAACAACCAAGUACGCCAAAGUGGGUUUUUGGCUAAACCCAUUUUUGGUUCAAUUCAACCUCUGCCGAGUUGUUCCACCGCAAUGUUGGCUAGCGGCGGCGGCGGCGGCUGCUCUCGUGUCUCUCUGCACCUACGCGAGUGUGACCUUAGCUUUGGGUUUUACAGUUCCACAAUAGCCCACCGCCUGUCCCGCUCUUCUCCCCUUAACACUUUUCGGAAACGAAUUCAGCAGAGGAUGAUUUCUUCUUCACUCAUCUACUCUAAAUCUCCCAGUGAGGUUCCUCUUCUCUCAACCUGUUUCAGAAGCCAACAAGAAGUUGAUCGUGGUGAGGUUCCUUCUGAAGGAUUGUCCUCAGUGGCAGGUGGAGUUGUUGCUCUCGGAAAGUUUGAUGCCCUUCAUAUUGGCCAGCGUGAACUCGCAGUUCAGGCUUCAAAAGUUGGAACACCAUUUCUUUUGUCAUUUGUUGGGAUGGCAGAAGUUCUGGGAUGGGAAUCUAGGCCUCCCGUAGUUGCGAAGUGUGAUAGGAAGCGGGUGUUUUCCUCUUGGUCCCCUUAUUGUGGGAAUGUGGCCCCUAUGGAGUUUGGGAUUGAAUUUUCAAGUGUUCGACAUCUCUCCCCUAAAGCAUUUGUUGAGAAGUUAGCCAAAGAUCUUGGUGUGCGUGGGGUUGUGGCAGGUGAAAAUUACCGGUUUGGAUAUAAAGCUGCCGGUGAUGCAGCAGAGCUAGUAAAGCUUUGUGAAGAAUAUGGUAUGGGGGCUUACAUUAUAAAUCCAGUUAUGGACAAUAAUCAACUCUUCGUCAACAUAAACUCCGGCAAUCCAAAUGACAGAGGACAAGUAUCGUCUACUCGUGUCCGCCGUGCCCUUGCUGUUGGCGACAUGAAAUAUGUGUCGGAGCUUUUGGGCCGCCGACAUCGACUCAUAUUGAAGGCAAACAAUCGGGAGGUAUUUACUUGCAAUAAACAUAAACUGUCUACUCCCAAAUCCUGUUUGUUAAAUCUAGCACCGAAGGAGGGUUUAUAUGAGAAUUGUUAUCUGAUUGUUGGUGAGAAACUAAUACCAUGUAGAGUGGUUAUUGACACAGCCCAAAUCCAUAUAGAAAUGGAUGACAUAGGUACAUCUAGUUACUUUGGCUCUGAGGACUUGGAGCUGUUGCGCAUUGAAUUUGGUAAUUCACAAUCUUAAUAAUAUUUAAUUCAUA